This is a messenger RNA of Conger conger (European conger), 3330 nucleotides long. RefSeq names its product acyl-CoA oxidase 3, pristanoyl (gene acox3). Gene Ontology annotation, cellular component: peroxisome. Gene Ontology annotation, biological process: fatty acid beta-oxidation using acyl-CoA oxidase; lipid homeostasis. Lineage: Eukaryota; Metazoa; Chordata; Actinopteri; Anguilliformes; Congridae. Gene Ontology annotation, molecular function: fatty acid binding; pristanoyl-CoA oxidase activity; FAD binding. The coding region runs from base 323 to 2440 and encodes 705 amino acids. The transcript is spliced from 18 exons. The record is from RefSeq and is a predicted model, not a curated record.
UUUAUAUAUUCAUUCUGUGUUACGUUAUGGAAUCGCUUUACUAGUUUUCGACAUACCAAAUGUAGUGAAUUAUAUUGCUCAUGUUUGCUGGCAGGUUACCAUAAGUUGCUACUUGCUAGCUUCCAACGUUGUUACAAUAGUUUAGAACCAACGUCAUACUAGUUAGAUGUAGGCUAGAUGUAUAGCUUCGCUACCAAAUUAUAAGUUACUGUCUGAACCCUAUCGUGAGAUUCAGGACAGCUUGGUUUUUUCUUUAAGACUAUUGAUUGAUGGACAGUGUAAGUUAUGUCUAUGGUUUAUAGCAAGAAGACGUGCCUUUAAGAUGAGUGUGCCUAGUUUAUCAGGAGAUAAGCUUUCUACGCGCGAGGAAAUGUAUCCGGACCUUCCAGAUCUUCCCAGCGGACCUCUAGAUGUAUAUAGAAGAAGAGCUUCCUUCAACUGGAAGGAAAUGGCCACGUUUCUAUUGGGCGAAGACGUAAUAGCGUUCAAGAAACGAGUGUUUGAGGCCCUGGAGAAUGACCCGUUCUUCGCACAGCAGCCCGGGGAGGACAUCUCCGUCGAGCGCGCCCGUGAAGCGGCCUUCCUCCGCUAUCGGCAGCUCCUGAAGCACGACUUCGAUGGGACGGUGCAGAACCCAUACAUGGCCAAUGUGCUAGCCGACUGCCUGACCAUGUAUGACUCAUCGACUGCCGCAAAGUUCUUCCUCAGUCAGCGGAUGUUUGCCGGGACAGUCAUCAGCAGCGGAUCCGACAGACACAGGAAGUUUGCUGAGGAUGUGAAAAACAUGACUGCCUUUGGAAGCUUCGCUCUGACUGAGCUGAGUCAUGGCACUAACACACGAGCAAUGAGGACAACGGCUGUCUAUGACCCCAGUGCUCAGGAGUUUGUGAUAAACUCCCCGGACUUUGAGGCUGCUAAGUUCUGGGUGGGGAACCUGGGCAAAACUGCGACCCACGCGGUGGUAUAUGCCCAGCUUUACACCCCUGACGGCCGUUGCCAUGGGCUACACUCCUUCGUGGUGCAGGUCCGGGAUCCAAAUACUCUUCUUGCUAUGCCAGGAGUGAUGGUUGGCGAUAUUGGCAAGAAGAUCGGUUUAAACGGCAUAGACAACGGGUUCGCUCUGUUCCACAACGUGCGCAUCCCGCGGGAGAACCUGCUGAACAGGACCGGGGACGUCACACCUGAGGGGCAGUAUGUCACCCCCUAUAAGGACCCGAAUAAGCGUUUUGGGGCCUCCCUGGGGGCCCUGUCGGGGGGCCGCGUGGGCAUCUUGGCAAUGUCCGUCAGCAACCUGAUGAUGGCGCUGACGGUGGCCAUCCGCUUCUCUGCCACCCGCCGCCAGUUCGGCCCCACCGAGGCCGAGGAGGUGCCCGUCCUGGAGUACCAGCUGCAGCAAUGGCGCUUGAUCCCGUACCUGGCUGCUCUGUAUGCCAUGUCCACCUUCCAACGGUCUUUCUUCAUGAACUUUGUGGAGUUCCAGCUGGGACUUCUGAUGCGGGACAGCAGUGACAGACAGGCAGAUCUGGGGCGGGAGAUCCACGCCGUCUCCUGCUCCAUCAAGGCCCAGUCCUCGUGGACGGCCCAGCGGGCGAUCCAGGAGUGCAGGGAGGCCUGCGGAGGGCACGGGUACCUGGCCAUGAGUCGACUUGGGGACCUGAGGAACGACAACGAUCCCAACUGCACCUACGAAGGGGACAACAACGUGAUCCUGCAGCAGACCAGCAACUACCUGCUCGGCCUCCUCAAAGCCAAGCAGCAGGAUGGAGGUAGAUUUGAGUCUCCUCUGGGCUCGGUGAACUUCCUGGAGGACAUGAGCAGCAUCCUGGAGGACAGGUUCACAGCGGGUUCAGUGGAGGACUGCCUGGACUCUGCAGUCCCGCUGGAGGCCUACAGGUGGUUGGUGUGCUUCCUGCUGUGUGAGAGCUCUGAGAAGGUGGCCCAGGAGAAGCGGUGUGGAAAAGGGGACUUUGAGGCGCGGAGCGACAGCCAGGUGUACUACUGUCGCUCUCUGGCCAUCGUGUUCGUGGAGCACAUGGUCCUGCAGCGCUUCCACGACCUCGUCCACGCUGAAGACACGCCCGCCCCCCUCAGACCGGUCCUACAGCGCCUCUGCUCCCUCUACGGGCUGUGGGCCCUCAGCCACCACGUGGGCGUGCUGUACCAAGGUGGAUACUUCUGUGGGAAAGAGCCAGUUGAUUUCGUCCAGAAGGCUAUCAUCGCACUCUGCUCUCAGCUGAAAGACGACGCGGUCUCCCUGGUCGAUGUGCUUGCUCCUCCGGACUUCAUUCUCAACUCGGCCCUCGGCAAAGCGGAUGGUCAGCUCUAUCAGAACGUGUGGUCGGCCAUGCUGCAGCAGAAAGGAGUGCUGGAGAGACCCUCCUGGUGGGCCCGGUUCUGCUUCGACAAACCCGAAGUGGGCUCCCUCCAGUCCAAACUAUAACCCCCCCCCCCACCCUGCAGACCCACCGGGCCCAGCUGCGGAACUGCCAUGUCCGGGGAGGUUAACGCACCCUAACCGUUGCUAACUUUAAUUCACUGACAUGUCCAUCUGUCCGAAAACCAUCACCAGCCCAGGAACUGCGCUUCUGGGGAGCUGCGCUUCAGUGUGUCCAUGCCACACUGAUCACUAUGAAUUUCUGCGCUGGGGAAAUCGUGAACACUAAAGGAGGUAAUCGUGUUGUGAGCAUACGUGUGUUUCCAAGGCAGCAGUAUGGUUGCUAUUGGUAUCAAACGUGGCCCAUCUGCUCUUCAUUGGUGUGCACCCAGUGGAGUGGAGGAGGACAACACGUGUGCUUAAUUUCAGCGUUCUUGGCUGUCACUUCUGUUGUGCUGAAAUUCAGCGUGCUGGACUGAAAUGCAAGCCUAAUCAUAGAUAAUUACAAUUUUAAAUUAGCAUUAAAUUAAUGUGGUUUGUUGAUUAAUGUCAAUUUGCCUUUUCAUAAAAGUGUGCAAUAUUCCAUGGUUUUUUUCUGCCGACAGGCUGGAAUGUGUAUCUAAUGAUGAAUCACUGGAAAGGUCCCUCUGUGUUUUUCACCGUGCUUUUCAGAGCCAAAAGCUCUGCGAUUCAUUACGGUGACAGUGACGUCUCUCUCUUGGACACUCUGGUUUAAUGAAAGCCAAACAUGACAUUCCAGCGGGCUUAAGCAGUUCUCACUGGGGAAUAACACCACCAGUGGCCAUCUUAGGACCUGAGACCUAAAGCCACAGUUUACGCCAAACUGUACAGUGCCUACGGAAAGUACUCGCUCCACUUCUCUUUUUCCACAUUUUAUGUUAGCCUUAUUCCAAAAUUGAUGAAAUCUUUUACAUCUCAAGGAUGUAAUCACUGCC